AUGAAGGUCGCAAUUGUUGGCGCAACAGGCCAGACAGGCUCCGUCAUUGUCAAGGCCCUUCUCGAGUCAACGACGCCGAAAUUUGAAGUCACAGCCCUCACAAGGCCGUCGUCGUUGCAGAAACCUCAAGUUCUUGAGCUAGCCGAGAAAGGGGUCAACAUUGUCGCUGCCGACCUCGCGGGCUCCGAGGAAGAAUUGAAGAAAGUGCUUACAGGUAUUGAGGUCGUAAUCUCGACCAUCUAUGGAGCCAGUGUGACGGCCGAGAUACCCCUUAUCAAUGCCGCCAAGGCUGUAGGUGUUCAACGAUACGUGCCCUGUUUCUUUGCAACUGUUGCACCACCUACAGGCGCUCUUCGACUUCGCGAACUGAAAGAGGAGACUCUCAAUCAUAUCAAGAAGAUCAAGCUCCCAUACACUAUUAUCGACGUUGGCUGGUGGUAUCAGGUCAAUCUUCCCCGGCUCCCAUCCGGCCGCAUCGACUAUGCAGUCAUGGAAACCAAUGAUGGCAUUGCAAUCGACGGGAACGUGCCGGUAGCGUUUACCGACCUGCGCGACGUUGGGCCAUAUACUGCCCGAAUCAUCUCCGAUCCUCGAACCCUGAAUCGCAUGGUCUUUGCAUACAACGAAGUCUUGACCUUUAACCAGGUGUACGAUAUAGCUGAGAGAGUGAGCGGUGAGAAGCUCCAUCGUAAAUAUGCAAGUCUAUCUGCUAUCUUUGGGUUAGUCCCUGCUGCGGAAGUCGAAGCUCAAGUCCGCGAAUGGGAAGAAAAGAACCCAGCCCCCGAUUCAGUCGACUUCGUAACGUUGUCGCAGCUGCAGUACUGGCAUUCUUGUUGUGUCCGUGGAGACAAUACUCCUGAAAAUGCCCAGUACCUCGGAUACCUACUCGCUAAGGAUCUCUAUCCCGAGUUCGUCGGAAUUACGCUGGAGACUUACGCCAGGGACCUUCUCGAAGGAAAGGGGAAGAAAGUGUAUGAGCAUAUUCUGGACCUGCCAUCCAUCAAAGCUGCCAACAAGGCCCUGCAAUGA
Molecule: messenger RNA, 1029 nt
Organism: Fusarium vanettenii 77-13-4
Lineage: Eukaryota; Fungi; Ascomycota; Sordariomycetes; Hypocreales; Nectriaceae
Exons: 4
Coding region: 1-1029 (342 amino acids)
Molecular function (GO): oxidoreductase activity
Source: RefSeq, a predicted model, not a curated record